AUCGCAACAAAAUGUGUUAGUAUUUUUACAAACAUGUUUUUCGUAAAAAAUUGUAUAGACAUUGCACAUAUAGUUAAUUUAUUUAUUCACUAUUUAAAUACUGGCAACAUUUUUGAUAUCCAACUACUGCCAGAUAUUUUGGAAAUUUUUUAGAGAAGGCAUGUCUCCACGACUUCUUUGACAUUUGUCAUUUUUACUGGUUGUAGUUUUAUCGAUUAAUUCAUUAACAAUCAACAACACAAUCAAAGAAAAGUUUUGCAGCUGAAGUAAAUCAACGGAAAAACGCGAAAAUAUAUACUCAGGAUUUUGGCUUAUGUCAGCAAAUACAUUUUAUUAUUUUUCCAAAAUAAUAUAUCUUAACGAUCGCUGGAAAGAUUGCAACAAGCUGAAGAUAGUUAAUGUAUAAGACCUUGAAAAUGGUUUCAGCGUCAGAUGUAGCCACAUAUUAUUGGAGUGAUUCACGGUUUACGACCAUUGCGAAAGUCCAGAAUUCUUUAGCUACAUUUCAAUGCGCAAUUGAAAACUUUUGAAGUUUUAAAUGAUUUCCACAUAUUGAGUAAGAAAUAACUCAAUCUGUUUAAAUUUUAGUCUUUAGAAGGGUCUCAAUACAAAAUACGUAUUUAGCACGUAUUUAGCAGUGAUGCCCUGCGAGUCGUGUCACGUACAAUUUACGGUGUUCCGUCGUAAACGAAUAUGUGCGGAUUGCAAGCGAUUUUACUGCAGUAAUUGCUUAUCGACGGCCAAACGUCGGACCAGCAACAAUGUACAGAUUUCUUCGGGAGUGCAGUUGUGCAGACGAUGUGUUAUUUUCGCUAAGCGACCUCUCCUCCGCACGGAUUUGUUACAGCUAAAGCCCAAGGAUCUGAUUUUUUAUCUGCAAUCGAAACAUGUUUCAACAACUGGUUGUGUUGAAAAGGACGAGUUGGUAGGGUUGGUGCUGACGCAUGUACAACAAAUUGAUGCAGCCGCCGGUGCUUCGGAAAAUGGUAGUUCUCGUAGCUACUCCGACGCAUCAGCAAAUUCAUUUGACAGUUUGAAACAGACGUGCCAAAACUUUUUUACAAGUAUUACUGAAAACAUAAAUGAUUCUCUAAAUUCCUUUGAUAAUAAAGGUUCACCGAAAGGAUCAGGUGAUACAAGAGAUCGAACGCGAUCGGAACGAAGUUCAACUGACAGUACAACGACACACAUUUUUGAUCAACCAAGAGUUUCAACCAGAGAAAUUCCCACUUACGCUAGUUUUCAGCAACAAUCUUAUAAUAACCCUAACACGGAACAAUCAACAAUAACAACAUCAUCACCAUUACUCACUAUUCCACUAUCAACAGUGACAACAAAUGCGUCACAUAUAUCACCAACGUUGGUGACUAGCAGCUCUUCUUCGGUAACCACCAAGGGUAGUAGUCAAUCUUCUGUAAGCCCUGAAAUUAGUAUAAGCUCAAUUGAUCGUGGUGAGACGGAAGAGCAUCCACUUGCCUCAACUUCAAACAGCCAACGUGCUGGAUUGACUCGUCAGGAAGCUGGUGAAGAAAAUUCUGAUUGUGAAUGCUCAGAUGAUGAGCUAAUGGCCACAUUUGGUGGUCUUUCAUUGGCGCGUAAUAACGAAGUGGAGUUAUCAAAAAAGGAUUCACAUAAAAAUACUGAACCAGAUGAAAACGUUGGUACCAAAUCAAGGACCAGUGCUGACAUAAAUUGUGCUGAGAUGUCUUCGCAAUCGUCGUUUGAAGAGCUGGGAGCAAUUGGCGGUAUAUCAGAUGAGAGUAAAGCAACCACUGACACUAACAGUAGUAACAUGGAGCAAUGGCAAAUCCUUGAAACUACCAUGUUGCAAACUGCCGAAAAUCCCGUUGUCGAACAAUCCACAUUGUUGGCUUGCAAUAUCACUGACACCCCAUCGACCAGUAAUAUUGAUAAUAAUGAUGCAAUAACAACGAAUAUGCCAAAUGAUUUACAAGUGGCAUUACCAUUUUUGCAGCAGGACCAGGCACAAUCCCUUGUACCAUUGGUGCCACAACGCGUAAAGAAAGUAACCCGUCGCCGUUCAGAUAGCUAUCUGAAUAGACAACGUCAACAGCACACUAGCGAGGACGAUUCUCCAACUGAUAACUUUGCACUUAAUGCGGAUAUGACUUUGCAUGAACACGAUGCUGAGUUAGGUAAUAAUGCACUUGAGACUGAUGAAGAUAAAAAAGUUGCCGCUACCAAACGUGCGGGUAGUUGCCAAAGAUGUGGAAAACACAAGGCAACGUUGCGUAAACAAGUAGAAAAGAUGCGUCGUCAUCUGGAAAGUGCUCAACUAUCGGAAGCAGAUAUAAAAAAAGAGCUUCAAGAUUUUCUCAGUUACCUCGAACAGCGCAGUAAGUCGAUGGAGUGUUCAGAUACAGAAACGAUGGGAUCGUCGUUGAGUGGUAGAAAUUUAGCGCAAUCGCCAGAGCAUCGGCAAUCGCAAGCACAACAACCCAAUUUCUGGGACGGCGCUGGUAUGCCUCACUGGGAAUAUCAGCUUGACGAUAAUGAGGGCAUUCAUGUAUAUGCUGGUCCCACUUCAGAGCCGAACGAUUUUAAUGCUCAAUCGGCACGUUUUAUAAAUCUGGACGACUUCGAAAAUGUUGAUGACCUCGAAGCCUUAUCAGUGAAACAACUAAAAGAGAUUUUGAUGUUAAAUCGAGUUGACUAUAAAGGUUGUUGCGAGAAGCAAGAACUGCUUGAUCGUGUUCAACGUCUAUGGAAGAACUUAAAAUCGAUGCCAGCUGUCGACAAGUUGCCUACCGAUGAGCUUUGCAAGAUAUGUAUGGACGCACCAAUCGAAUGUGUCAUACUUGAAUGUGGGCACAUGGCCACUUGCACAAAUUGUGGUAAAGUGCUUAGCGAAUGCCCUAUUUGUCGUCAAUAUAUUGUGCGUGUGGUUCGCUUCUUUCGUGCGUAAUUGUCUUGCGGACCAUACAAAUUGGAAUAAGAGGUUUUGUGAUGGUGUUAAAAAUACUAUCUUUUUACUAUAGUCUCUAAUCUACACCACGUACAUAGAUGAUGUUAUGUUAAUUUAAUUGCAUACAUUUUAAGUAGCCUUGGGUAAAUUCAAUCUACUAAUUGUAGUAAUUUGUGAAUAUAUUAAUAACAAACACGGAAGUAAAGGAGUACAUUCCAACCCCAUCGGAUUAGAAUUCUGAAUCCCCAAACGUAUGCUCCAAAAAUAUUCCCUCUUCCAAAUCUCUUUAAUUGAUGAAAUAGCGUUUUAAGUAUAAAAAUAUGUUGAGUUGUACCUUUUUUUUUGUAAUGAUUGUGUUUUUUUUUUAAUAGAAAUCUUAUAAAAUUUUACUUAAUUCAAUUCAUCUGAUCAUUUUUUUAUAGUUUUGUGUUAAGCUUUCAAAACUUGAAUGUAAAACUCUUGUUGUUUUCUUUAUUAACUACUUCUUGAGUAUAAGGAGGAAGAUAUAUCUAACCCAUAAGUGCAGUCCAAAAUAAAAUAUCGAGUCUUACCAUUGAAUGGCGGUGCACUCGUUGUGAUGUCAAAUACUACGUACUAAUACUUACAAAUAUCCUAUAUCUAUAUAGAUUUUAGUUAGUAUGUAAAAUGUAGUCAGUCAGCAUCUUGUAAACAUAACUUUUCUGCAACGUUUAUGUAUAAAUGUACAUAUACAUAUAUACAGAUUAUUCGAAAUUGUUAAAGUACAACGUUUUUUGUUUUUAUGUAAUUAAUAUUACUAAUUAAACACAUUCCCAAAGGGUCCAGUAUAUGCAAUAUAAAAACAGUACCAUGCAAUGCAAUAAAUAUUACUUAAAAAAAGCAAAAACAAAUGUACAUGUAGAUAUCUUAUUGUAAAGGUAAUAUAAUAUGAGAAAUACGUAGAUACAUACAAUAAAUACAUAUAACUGGAUUAUAUUAUAACAAAGAUGUAUUGACAUUGUUAAGAUCGCACACAGUUGUGAUGAAACCUCUAGUAAUCGUCAUCAUAUCCCAUAUCGAGAUUGAUAGAAACAUUAUCAACAUAUUUGUUAUGAGUAACUCUACCAUUCUUGUCCAAUAUGUAGUAAACCUAGCGCACAACUUAAUAGUAGUACCUUUUCGAAUUGUGAUAGUUUCCUGCUACUAUUGACUGAAGUUGAAACCCUAACCAAUGUUGUUAUUGUCAUUGCUGUCAAUUAUUGUUUGGCGGGCAUAGUUUGAUUAUUUUGUUCGAUCUGAAUUAAAUUGUGGAAAAGUGAAAAUGGCUUGUCAAGUAUUUAAUGCUUACGAAGGUUGCGUAGAAGAGAUGGCAAACCAGCGCCCAUCGCUACAAGACAUCGAUAUAGAGAUAUUUUCUGAGAAUUCACCCAAAGCGAGAUCUUUAAUUGAAAUUUCAGGUGCGUCUGAGUCGGGCAAGAGUGUGCUUCUGUGGCGCCUAAUGGCUCGUUGUCUUACACCAACCUAUUUUGGGGGUCGGAAUUGUGAUUUAAUUUUUAUUGAUUUAAGACAUAAAUUUGAUGCUGAAAUCUUUGAAGAGCAAAUUAUACGUUUGGUUGCUGCCUCUGGUGAACAGCAUACUACAGCUGAAUUACGGGUGAUGGUUGAGAAAUGUUUUGAUUCUCUACAUUUAUUAAACUGCUAUAAUUCAAAACAUUUUAAAGCAGCUUUAGAAAUAGUUGAUGGGCUUCUCGUGAAGCAUUCAGAUUGCUCACUGGUUGUCAUUGAUGGUUUAGAUGCUUUCUAUUGGUUGGACACUUAUGAGCGUAGAAUUCGUAUGCAAACACACUAUGUGCGUAAUGUAGAACGUCUUCGCAGGUUAUGCGACCGUCAUGGUGUUUGCUGCGCCUACACUAUUAAUACGAACUAUUUGGGCGCAAAGAAAUUAAAGGGUGUUGAUGAUAUUUUUGGGCGAACAUCCAUGCAGACAAGUGUAAAAGUUGAAUACAAAUUGCAACUGCAACUUGCUAGCAAUGGUGAACGUACAAUUAAUGGAAUGGCAGUAGAGAUAAGAGACAAUUCCUUCUAUGUUGUUGAGAAGCAGUAAUCAAUUAUAAAAAAAUAAUAACAAAUAAUUGUCAGAAACAAAGAGAUGCCAUGUUAAAAUUAAAAGUUGUAAAACUUGAACAAGAAGAAAUUCCUCAAUUGAGACUAUACGGAAACUAACUCUACUAUAAUCCACUUACGUUGAGUUUAUAUUUAUAUAAAAUAUGUUUAAAUUUUUUAAUGUAAAAAUAUUAAUAAAAGUUUCUUGCCAUACUAUAUUAAAUAAAGUUUGAUAACUGAUUAAUACAAAAGGUACUAUUUUGUGAAGUAUUACACACCGUUGCGAUUUUGUUUUAGUUACUUAUUCAAUGCAACCAUGUGUUUGUUUAUCCCAUGAGCAUUGCAAGCUCUGACAACAACAUGCGAGUAUGUCAACUGUCAUAUUUUCUACACGUGCCGUUUUUCCUUUAAUAUUUUAGCUGGGAAAUAAUUUAUUUAUUUGUUUCAUAAUUUGUGCAUAAAAAAUGGCAAAGAAACAAGUUAAACGAAAAGCAGCAGAUUUUGUUGACAAGAAAAAAUUAAAAGAUUCAGAGAUAAAGACUGCGGAUGACGAUGAGGAAGAGCAAGACUUACAAGAGGAUUUGCUGCAGAAAAUAUCAAAUGAAGACAACGAUAGUUCUGACGAUGAAGGAACAGAACAAAUUUACCAAUCUGAUGACAGCGACGAGUUGGAAUUUGAAAGCGACGAAGAAGGUAAUUACGCUUCUAAAUGGGAUGAAGGUGUCGAAUCUGAAAACAGUGAUGAUGAGGAAGCAGAGUCAGAGGAUGAAGAUGAAAUCAACGAGUCGGAUAUUGAAGAUAUUUCUGAUGAAGGAGAUUAUGAAAGCGAUGAAGUUUCUACAGAAGAAACCCUUUUAAAAGAGCGCGAUUUACAAAAAAACAAAAAAUCAGAUGGAAAUAGUAAAAAAAAUGGGUUAGAAGCCAGUACAUCCGCAAGUGCAAAAAAAGAGCUUGAGAUGCAAAAAGUUAAAACAAAUGAAGCCUUAAAUGAUUUUAAAGAAGAGCUUAAAGAUUCGAAUAAUGCGUUGGUUAUACCAGCUAAAAAGGAGGAAUAUGAAGACUCUGAUACCUCGGAUGAGGAAGAUAUACGAAACACCGUUGGAAAUAUUCCGAUGCAUUGGUAUGACGAAUACAAACAUAUUGGUUAUGAUUGGGAUGCGAAGAAAAUUAUAAAACCAACAAAAGGAGAUCAAAUUGAUGACUUUUUGCGGAAAAUUGAGGAUCCAGAAUUCUGGCGUAGUGUAAAAGACCCUCAAACUGGACAAGAAGUUGUACUAACUGAUGCGGACAUCGAACUUAUCAAGCGAAUUAAUUCAGCCCGUGUACCCAAUCCAGAGCAUAAUGAAUACGAACCAUGGAUAGAAUGGUUCACAUCUGAGGUGGAACGAAUGCCGAUUAAAAAUGUGCCUGAUCACAAGCGUUCGUUUUUGCCAUCCUCAUCAGAGCGUAAGAAGGUUUCGCGUAUGAUACACGCUCUUAAAAUGGGUUGGAUGAAAACUAUGGAGGAGGUGGAACGUGAAAAGAAAGCAGCACGUGGACCUAAGUUUUAUAUGUUGUGGGAAACGGAUACAAGUCGCGAGCAAAUGCGUCGCAUACACGACCCGGUGUCAGCGCCCAAACGAGAUUUACCCGGUCAUGCAGAGUCUUACAAUCCACCACCAGAAUAUCUAUUUGAUGAGAGAGAACAGAAGGAAUGGUUAAAACUCAAAGAUGAACCAUACAAGCGUAAAUUACAUUUCAUGCCACAACAGUAUAAGUCACUACGUGAAGUGCCUGCAUAUCCACGUUUUAUACGAGAACGUUUCAUGCGUUGCUUGGAUCUUUAUUUGUGUCCUCGUGCUAGACGUACUAAGUUAAAUAUUGAUGCAGAAUAUUUGAUACCGAAAUUGCCUUCACCAAAAGAUUUACAACCCUUUCCCACAGUGGAGAGUUUGGUGUAUCGUGGGCAUACAGACUUGGUGCGCACCGUUAGUGUGGAACCCAAGGGAGAAUAUAUUGUUUCUGGAUCGGAUGAUAAAACUGUUAAAAUUUGGGAAAUUGCCACUGGCCGGUGCAUACGUACAAUAGAGACUGAUGAUGUUGUGCGUUGUGUUGCUUGGUGUCCAAAUGCUAAGUUGUCCAUUAUAGCAGUUGCUGCUGGUAAUCGGUUGCUCUUGAUUAAUCCAAAAGUUGGUGAUAAGUUGCUCAUAAAAAAAACUGACGAUCUGUUGGCUGAAGCACCACAAAUUGACACAAUGGAAAGUGAACGCAUCAAGACGGCGGUACAAUGGUCCGUGGCUGAAAAGGAAGAGCAAGAAAAGGGUGUUCGUUUAGUUAUCACACAUUUUAAGCCUAUCCAACAAGUGACAUGGCACGGACGUGGUGACUACGUUGCAACGGUUAUGCCUGAAGGUGCCAAUCGUUCAGCGCUUAUUCAUCAACUGUCUAAAAGACGUUCACAAAUACCAUUCUCCAAGAGUAAGGGUCUCAUACAAUGUGUAUUGUUCCAUCCCAUCAAACCAUGCUUCUUUGUAGCGACACAACACAAUGUGCGCAUUUACGAUUUAGUUAAACAAGAACUAAUCAAGAAAUUGCUGACAAACUCAAAAUGGAUUUCGGGUAUGUCCAUACAUCCCAAAGGCGAUAACUUGUUGGUAUCGACAUAUGAUAAAAAGAUGCUCUGGUUCGAUUUGGAUUUGUCAACCAAACCAUACCAAACUUUACGUCUACACAAGAAUGCUGUUCGCAACGUCGCUUUCCAUUUACGUUAUCCACUUUUCGCUUCCGCCAGUGACGAUCUAUCUGUUAUUGUGUCGCACGGUAUGGUUUACAAUGAUUUGCUGCAAAAUCCGUUGAUCGUGCCAGUGAAAAAGUUGCAGACUCACGAAGCACGUGAGGAAUUUGGUGUGUUAGAUGUUGCUUGGCAUCCAGUACAGCCAUGGGUAUUUUCUUCAGGUGCAGAUGCUACAAUUAGGCUUUACACGUAGUUAAAUGUAGUUUUUUUUUAUAUUUUAUUAUUGAAUUAUUGCAUACUUAAUGUAAGCAACAAUAUAAAAAAUAGUGAACAAAGCUAAAUAAAAAAAAAAAGCUAGAAUAACCUUCAAAAGUAAAAACGUUUCCAUUUAAGAACUUGAUUUUGAACGUUCAGUUUGUGUGGCUGCUAUAAGCCACAGUGAUCCGAUCUGAACAUUUUGUACGGAGAUUGUACAGUUGACUUUAUUAAUAAUAAACAUGCUAAAUUUCGUAAAAA
Molecule: messenger RNA, 8216 nt
Organism: Bactrocera oleae (olive fruit fly)
Lineage: Eukaryota; Metazoa; Arthropoda; Insecta; Diptera; Tephritidae
Product: ribosome biogenesis protein BOP1 homolog
Biological process (GO): ribosome biogenesis; maturation of LSU-rRNA from tricistronic rRNA transcript (SSU-rRNA, 5.8S rRNA, LSU-rRNA)
Cellular component (GO): PeBoW complex; preribosome, large subunit precursor
Molecular function (GO): protein binding; ribonucleoprotein complex binding
Source: RefSeq, a predicted model, not a curated record